Messenger RNA from Metarhizium album ARSEF 1941, 411 nucleotides. RefSeq lists its product as uncharacterized. The coding region runs from base 1 to 411 and encodes 136 amino acids. Lineage: Eukaryota; Fungi; Ascomycota; Sordariomycetes; Hypocreales; Clavicipitaceae. The record is from RefSeq and is a predicted model, not a curated record. The transcript is spliced from 3 exons.
AUGGUCAAAAGUCUCGUUGCUCACGCACUUGGACACGUCAAUCUAGUCUACGGUGCUCACAAUUACGAUAUCGAGGUCGAGGCGUCGAUCAACGGAGGUGGUCAUGGCUUCUCGGCCACAACUUCCCAGUCGAAUCGAUGGGACUCCCAGUGGCCUCUUGAUGGAUGGACGUGUGCCGUAGCCGUGAGAGCUAGCGCCGGCGACUCCAUCAAGGCCCAGUAUACCGGAUCACAAUCUGCAGUCGCAAAGCCGCAACUUGCUCCAGCGCCAGCGAAUAUCCAAGUCCAGCCGACAAACUCGGGUGCGGGAACUCUGCCUGUGUCCGGAGGCUUAACUGUCGAUUCAAAGGACCCUGCUACAGUUCGCAUUACCUGGACUGGUUCUGACUCUGCCGGCGGCUAUCACGUCUAG